AUGAACUCGCAAAGCUCCAAUACCGAUAACGCUUCAGACAGCUUCUCCAAUGAGAAGCUGUCUGUAGAAACUACUUCUGCUAAUGGGUCCUCUGAUCUUUAUAAAAACUACUUAAUUGUUGAUUCCUAUAAUGGAAUUCUUCAACAAAGUGUCUCGAACUCACCGGCCACCACCAGGAUUCCAGUAGUCAAGAAGAUCGAAGACCAGAUAAAGGCAGAGCGUACAUACGUGAGGACUCUACCUGCCUGGAUUCGAUCUGUCGAUGUAAACGACCCAGAUGAGGAAGAAGCCACAGCAAGCGAUCGCCUAUUGCCCUCCGAACCAAAUGGUGUGUUUGUAGCCCAACAUAAUCAUUCACCAUAUGACAGGUCCGGUACCGAAUACUCGCAAGCAAACGGACAUAGUGGCCUUCAACGGAGUCAGAUCUCCCAAGAACCAGAAUCACGUUGGAAAACGUUUUCUAGAACUAUCCAAUACCCUCGCGAACCGGAGGUGGAGUUCAAGAAAGUCACACCAGAAUGGAUGAACGACAAUAUUGGAGAUUAUUCAGGGCCUUGGCGCGGCAAUCUUCUCGAUGGCGAUAGCCCCGAAGGCCCACUGCAUCAAAACACUACUCGCCGACAAAUGUGGAUCAAACGCCUCAACCAAUCCUUACUCAGAAGCCCGAUCGCCCCGCUAAUUUUGAGGCUCACUGUUUGGUGCUUCUCACUUGCUGCUCUGGCUCUGGGUAGCUCGAUCCAGCAUUUUUCAAGAGGGGGCCAUCAACAAGGGCCCUCUGCUCUGAUGGCGAUCAUUGUGGAUGCAGUUGCGCUGGUAUAUAUCCUCUAUAUCACUUUUGACGAGUACACAUCAAAACCCCUGGGUUUGAGAUCGCCAUCAUCCAAAGCCCGUCUCAUCUUGCUCGAUUUGUUUUUCAUUGUUUUCGAUUCUGCCAAUCUGAGUUUGGCGUUUGACUCACUAUCAGAGGUCACAGGAUCCUGCACUGAAGCGGAGGUCAAUCAAGUAUUGGAUCCUCGAAAUAAUGCGGUUUGCUUGCGGCAGAAAGCCCUCGCGUCUGUUUUGUUGGUUGCGCUGAUCGCUUGGCUUAUGACAUUUGCAAUCAGUGUUCUCAGACUCGUGGAAAGAGUGCAUCGAUGA
Messenger RNA from Penicillium taxi, 1137 nucleotides. RefSeq names its product phospholipase D regulator. The transcript is spliced from 3 exons. The record is from RefSeq and is a predicted model, not a curated record. The coding region runs from base 1 to 1137 and encodes 378 amino acids. NCBI's taxonomy places the organism in Eukaryota, Fungi, Ascomycota, Eurotiomycetes, Eurotiales, Aspergillaceae. Gene Ontology annotation, biological process: positive regulation of catalytic activity. Gene Ontology annotation, cellular component: fungal-type vacuole; cell periphery.